GGCACCUGGCUGGGCAUGGCCACCCGAAGGCGGUCCCGCUCACGGUCGAUCAUUGCACGAGAGGAGAUCAAUUCAGGACGGAUAGCCAACCAGAGCAAGGUCUUUACAGCAUGGGUCAACUCCCACCUCCGUAAGCGAGACAUGGCCCUCUCUGGUGACCUUGUCAAUGCUGUCCAAAACGGCGUUGCACUGUGUAACCUCAUCGAGGUGCUUACGGUUCGCAAGGUGGGCAAGUUCCAUAAGUCGCCCAAGUCGCCGAUGCAUGUCCGAGAGAAUUUGGCGAUGUUUCUGGAUGGUGCACGGAGUGCUGGCGUGGAGACUACUUGCUCGGUGGAGAACAUCUUGGAGAAGGAUGUCAAGAUGAUCCUCGGCUUGCUCUGGGCACUCAUCCGCAAGUUCCAGCUCGUGGUCGACUUUGACGACAGUGAUGGGACGGGAUCACCCAAAGCUGACCUGAUCGCCUGGCUUCGUCGUCGCAUCGGGGACUAUCCGGGCGUCAACGUGGUCAACUUGUCCGGAUCGUUUGCAGACGGCCUUGCUCUUGCCGCACUUGUCCACUCGUUUCAUCCCGAGCAGCUCGAGUUUGCCACGCUCAAGGCGACCGAGGCCGAGGCCAACGUUGAUGCCGCCCUAACAGCCGCCCAAGACGCGAUGUACAUCCCGGCGCUGCUCGAUGUCGAUGACGUCAUUCUGUGCUCGACUGACGAGUACUCGAUGAUGACGUAUCUCUCGUACUUUCGGUCUACGAGCGCGACCAUGUGUCCAGGAUCGAGCGUAUGCGCUCAAAGUCGAUGGCGCAGCAGGCGAGGCUCUCGUCAAACAUCAACAAGCUGCGAAGCGCGCUCAUGUCGGCCAUCCGCGACAAGGACAAGGCGCGCGAGCUGGCCGACAACAGCGGGGGCGAGGGUGCAAGCUCAGACACUGCGCCGACCGAUGCUGCCGACGUCGAGCUCGUGCGCGAGAUCCAGAAGCUGCACUCGAGGGUUGCUGCCACCGAGGCUGCACUCGCUGCUGAGAAGCGGCGCAAGUGCACGAAGCUCCACUUUGAUGCCCAGCAUCAUGUCCUGCUUGCCCGCGAGCUCGCCGACGGUACACUCGAGGCUCUCCAGCUUGCAGAUGCUGCGAUCGACACCGAGUCGCGGGCGAUGAUUCGGGCGGCGCGGCUGGUCUCGCCGGCACUCUGCUCCCGCGCCACAGGAGCAGUUGACGAAGCCAACAAAGUUGCAGCCGGUCUUGCGGCGGCGGUCAAGACCAAGCGCAACGAGUUCCUCCUCGCUGAUGCACAGUGUGAGCUCCACCCGAUGCUGGCUUACGUCCUCGACGGCUCGCAGUACGCACAGGAGGCAGCCGCUACCCAUGCACUCGUUGAGCGGCAGGCUGCGCAAGUGACUGUGCUGGAGGAAGAGGUCCGCGCUGGAGCUGCUCAGGCUAGCCGCGACCGCGCAGCAUGGGAGACGUCGGAGCGCGAGCUCCGCGACGACUUCCAGGCCAUGCGCGAAGGAAUGGCCCGCGAGAAGGCGAGCUGGCGGGAGCGCGAGCAGGUUGCAGAGGCGCGAGCCAGCGCGGCAGAGGCUCAAGUUGGCUCUCUCCGGGCCGAGCUCGACGCCAAGAAUCGUGCCGCUGACGCGAUUGAAGCCGGGCUUCGCGCCAAGAUGAACGAACUCAACGCCGAGCUCACCCGCCACCGUGACGAUGCUUUCGCUCACCGGUCGACCGCCACCGAGCUGCGAGCGCAGCUCGAGGCCGAAACAGCUCAGCUGCAGGCGCUUGUCGACGAUCAGGCGACAAACCACACCCAGGCGAGCGCCGAGCACGAGGCCCAGCGCGCGGCACUCACCGAGCGCAUGCAGCUGCUGCAGCGUGAUCUGGAACUGCACCGACAGGCUGAGGAUAAGCACGCGGCGGCGGCGGCAGACAGCUCAGCAGCGCUCGACGCCGCCGAGCGGCGCUGGCGCCAAGAGCGCGAAGCGUUGUCGGCUAGGCUUGCUGAGCGCGAGGAGCAAGUAGCACAACUCGACGCGCGCCUGCGGACAGCGCAAGACGAAGCUAUCGAGUCGCGGCACGCAGCCGAGUUGAAGGCUGCCCAGCUGCAGGCGUCGCUGAGCUCCGCACAGGCGCGGCUUGAUGCGCUAGAGUCCGAGCUCGUCGCGAGUCAGGACGCAGCCCGGGACGCCGUUGCCGAAGCCCGCAAGCUUGGCAGCGGAUUGGAGGCCAAGACGCAGGAACUGAAGCGGGCCGAGGCCACGUUUGCGGCUGAAAGCGCCCGAGCUGCGGGCCAGAUCACGAAUCUCGAGACCGCGCUUGAGCGCGCCAAAGAGAGUCACCUUGCCAUCCUCGCCGAGAUGACCAAGUCAUCCAGGGCUGCGCAUGCUGAGAGCUUGCGACUCGGCAGCGAGCUGACCGACAGCCAGCGUGCUGUGGCGGAAGCAAGCGACGCCCUACGGAUGGAAACGGCGCAGAAGAAGACGCUGCAGAGCCGGCUGGACACGCUCAACGACGAGCUGGAGCAGCUUCGCAAGACGCUCAACACCGAGCGUGACGAGAGCCGCGCUGCGCUCCGGGUGGCUGUCGAUCGGGAGCAUGCGCUCCACGGCGAGGUUCUUGAUGCUGACAAUCGGGCUGCAGCGGCAAAAGCCAAGCUCGAGGCAUCUGCUUCUGCUGCACAGACAGCCGAAGCCGAUUUACGGGCGCGAAUGGCGUCGCUCGAGGCCGAGCUGGCGAGCCGGGCGUCUGAAUCGGGCGCUGCUGUUGCGCAGCUUCGAGAUGAGCUGGCUGCGCAGCGAAAGGCAGCAAGCGAUGCGAUGGCUACUGCCGCCGCAGCUGAGGCGGCACGGGACACACAUGCGCGUGCUGCCGAUGACCGCGAGCGCGCUGCUGCGCGUGAAGCCGAGAUGCUCAAGCACACGAUGGCUAUCCUGGAGGAGCGAGUGACGGCGGCAGAGGAUCAGGCGGCGGCGGCAGAGGAUCGGGCGGCCCAGCUUCACCGCGAGAUGUCGUCGGCUGCAGCUGCAAGUCACGACGAGCUUCGCGAAGCGCUGUCCAAGGUAACUCGCCUCGAGGCAGUAGUAGCGGCCAAGAGCUCUGCGCUUGCUGCGGCAGAGGCGCGGAGUCAGGCGCUUGCAUCUGACUCGGAGCAUGCGUCGGCAGCGGCUCGUGCGGCUGCUGACGCCGCAGCCGCCCAGCACGCAGAGUUGAGCAAGACCAAUGCCGAGCUACGAGUGGCGGUCGGAGCAGCAGAGCGGCGAGUGGCGGAGCUGACCACCACGCGAGACACGCUGUCGGCGCAGCUCGAGGUGAGCCGGGAGACGCUCGGCCAGGUUCGAGCGACGCUCGAGAUUGAGAAUCAGACGCUGAGUGCUGAACUUGAGACGGUACGUGCAGCGUUCGACGCGGACAAGAUGGAAGCAGCGGCGCGCGACGCACGGGCAACGGCUGCGAUUGAGGCGCUUGAGGCCAAAGUGGCAGUGGCGAAGCAGGCGGCUGAAGACGCUGCAGCCGAGGCUGAAGCACUCGAGGCCGAGGCGGCGGUAGCACAGGCCCAGGCCGCUGAGCUGCAGCCGCGGCUGGCUGCAGCCGAGGCAGCACUUGCGUCUCUGCGCGAUGAGGCUGCACGGGCUAGCGCCACAGCGCGUGCGCUGGCAGAGGAGCACGAGGCUCGCAUGGCUGCAGCCCUCGCGGCCAACGUCGAACUGGCCGACAAAGUCCGUGGGCUGCAGGCCAAGGCACAGGCUACUCGCGCGUCGAGCGCGAGUGAGCUCUCACGGGUGGCGGCAGAGGAGGCUCGACACCGCGAGGCGCUUGCACGCACGGAAAAACUGCGGGCUGAUGCCUUUGCGCGCGCCGAGCGUGCCGAGGCUGAGCGUGCCGAGACUGCCAAGGCGCUGAGCGAGGCUGAAGCGCAGAUAUCCAGGCUGGAGGGGGCGGAGCGGAUGCUGCAACAUGAUAUGGGCAGCAUGCGCGCGGAGCACGGGAGGGCCAAGGCGGAUCUGCGGCGGCAGGUGGUACAGCUGCAGGCUGCUGUAGACGACGGGGCACGUCGGGAGGCUGAGGCCGAGGCGCUCGCGCGGGCGGCAGAAGAGCGGGCUUCGCAGGCAGAGUUUAGCUUGAUGCGGGUUCAGGCUGAGCUGGAAGUCGACCGUGGCCAGGCGGAGCGUCUACUUGCGGAGCGCAAGGCUGACCGGCAGCUGCUCGACGUGGUGUCGCGGGAGCGUGAGGUGGCACAACGUCAGGAAAAGGCGGCGCGGGUCGAAGCUACCAAUGCAAAGGCCGCGGCCGAGGCGGCUGAGGCCAAGGCUUCGUCGCUGGCUGUCGAGUUGGCGGUGACAACGAGCGCGCUGGAAUCGCUCGCGGCGCAGCACAAUGCCGAGGCCGAGCAGCUGCGCGCCGCCGUGGCAGCAGCGGAGGAGGAGGCGGAGCUCCAGCGUGUGGCGGCGACCAAAUACCAGAAGCUGCUUCUGGCGUCUGACAACUCACGGGCCGCGCUCAAGCUUGCGCGCGAGAGCGACGCGGCGGCGGCGGCGGCGGAGCGCGAGUGGAGCGAGGGCGCGAUGGCGCGGGCGACGCGCGGGCAGUCGGAGCUGCUGCAGCUCGACUAUCUGACCGGGGAGCUGUCGGCGACGCAGAAGCGAACGAGCGAACUCGAGGGCCAGCUGAUGGCAGCAGCACAGGAGCUACUGGCAGCCCGAGAUGAGAUCGACCGGCUGCGACCAGAGACGCGGUCGGUCGGGGUGCAGGUGGCGCUGGCUGCGCGGCGGUCGAAGCGGUCAGCAAGCGUGGUCUCAGAGACAUGGUCCGAGACGUCGAGCCCCGGGCGACCGCAGGUGUUCUGGUGGCAGGGUAAAGUGUAGCAGUCGCAUCA
This is a messenger RNA of Thecamonas trahens ATCC 50062, 4858 nucleotides long. RefSeq lists its product as uncharacterized. The transcript is spliced from 2 exons. The record is from RefSeq and is a predicted model, not a curated record. Lineage: Eukaryota; Apusomonadida; Apusomonadidae. The coding region runs from base 777 to 4847 and encodes 1356 amino acids.